AUGGGAUCUCCUUUAUCACCUAUCAUAGCUGAUAUUGUCUUACAAGACCUAGAAAAGAAUGCUUUGAAUAUGCUCAAAUUUACCCCCCGUUUUUAUUUUAGAUACGUUGACGAUAUUUUAAUGACAGUUCCUUCCGACUCUAUUGACAUGACUCUUUCUAUUUUUAACUCAUUUCAUGACAGACUACAAUUUACAUCUGAAUUAGAAGUUGACAGAAAAAUCAAUUUCCUAGAUGUAACUAUAAUUGUGGAAAAUAAUGCUUUAAUUUUUGACUGGUUUCAUAAAUCUACAUUUUUGGGCAGAUAUUUAAAUUAUUAUUCCCAACACCCGUUAUGCCAGAAGAAGGGCACGAUAAUCGGCCUUGUUGUUAGGGUUUUUUCUUUAUCACAUCCAAGAUUUCACAGCAAAAACCUUGAUCUUAUCGUUAGAAUCCUUUUGGACAAUUGCUAUCCGCUGAACGUCAUUUUUGAAGUCAUGAAUAAGAGGCUGAGAUUCUUGAUCGGUAGUCAUGGUCGCAUUGUUAAUGGGACGCAGAAUAGUUCCCCCACUUAUUUCACUGUUCCGUAUUUACCAAACGUUACAGAACAGUUUAGGAACAUCACAAAAAACUUGGAUAUUAAACUUUCCUACACCAGUUUAAAUAAACUAAACAAGUUUAUAAAAGUGCAUAAAGACUGCAUUCCUAGUAACUACAAAACUAACGUAGUCUAUAAAAUUAACUGCUCUGAUUGUGACGCUUCUUAUAUCGGUCAAACUUCGAAAAUGCUGAAGACAAGAAUUUUUGAACAUAGAUCUCAGAUUAACAGGAAUCAUGUGACUCCUUCAACUGUCACAAGUCACAGACUGCAGUGUGAUCACUUUUGUUGGGAUGAUGUUCAGGUUUUAGACGAAACUUCAUCUUAUUAUAAAAGACUUAUUUAUGAAAUGUUGUUUAUUAAGAGACAAAAGAAUGGUUUAAAUUUGCAGACAGACACAGAAAAUGUACCGUCUUUAUAUCUUGACAUUAUAAACAAGUUACCGAAAAUUUGA
Messenger RNA from Camponotus floridanus (Florida carpenter ant), 1029 nucleotides. RefSeq lists its product as uncharacterized. The transcript has a single exon. NCBI's taxonomy places the organism in Eukaryota, Metazoa, Arthropoda, Insecta, Hymenoptera, Formicidae. The record is from RefSeq and is a predicted model, not a curated record. Bases 1 to 1029 code for a protein of 342 amino acids.